This is a messenger RNA of Argiope bruennichi, 4468 nucleotides long. RefSeq lists its product as uncharacterized. The coding region runs from base 84 to 1211 and encodes 375 amino acids. The record is from RefSeq and is a predicted model, not a curated record. The transcript has 8 exons. Lineage: Eukaryota; Metazoa; Arthropoda; Arachnida; Araneae; Araneidae.
UGGAGAAACAACAGGAGGUUCCAUUUUUCCCCGUCGUUCCACCACGUGGUGUGGGCUGAGACAGUAGGGGGCCCUUCCUCAGAAUGCGGGCCCCCUUUCAUCAUGCUCUGGGGGCCAUGCUGCUGGUGAUGAUCGUGUGGUGGGCACUUGUGAUGGGUGAUGGAGAGGAAGUAAUCAAGAGGGGCAUGCGGCUCAAGUCGGGGGUUUUUGCCCGAAGAGUGGGGAAAUUUGCCCGUGCCCUCAGGACCACCCUUCGGCGAAGAAAGCGAGACGAAAAUGAAAGUGUCAAAAGUGCAUUUGGAAGAGGGGUCGGUUUCUACAUCGGAGAACCUUGUGAAUCCACCUGCAAUAGCAUUUUGUUCCACGUGUACUGCAACAAAAGCAGUGGACGUUGCGAAUGCCAUGAUCAGUACCCAGUGAACAUUGAGAACAAGGUAUGUGUAAAAGCUGCCCACCUGGGUGACAAAUGCGAGUAUGACGAAGCCUGUGCCUUCACCGAUGAUCACACCGCUUGCGUGAGUGGCAAGUGCGACUGCGCGGACGGAUUCCGGGCUGCCCAGCACCUCAAGGGACAAUCCCUUUGUCUUCCCGGUAAGAGCCCUCUAGGACUAAACGGCAGCACGGUGACCUUCUUGGAGAACAAUUACUUGAUGACAACAGUGAGCGCAGUUGCAGGACUCGUCAUCUUCACAGCUCUCCUCUGCCUCGUGCUCAGGUUAUUCAGCAAAGCCCGCUUCAGCCGUCCCGCCGAUCGCAUGGCCAGCGCCGGUUCACCCCCGACCAUGAUGUCCGCCUUCACGGGUAGCCACGUGCUCGAUUCCAGAAGAGCCUCCCGAAGCAGUAUGAGUAGCACCGACUACAUGCCAGUUUCCAGAAGGGCCAGCUACAGCAUGCUCGCACCCCCAUCCAGUCUUGGUUCACGCAGAGCCAGCUCCACAUCCGUGCGAUCAGGGCUGUCUUAUCGCACUAAUUCAUCUUUCCGGGGCUACAGAUAUCGAGAGCCGGUGCGCAGAGCUCUCUCCUCCCCAGCAGAUUCUUCGCAGAACUUCCCACCACCGAGCCCUUGCAAGGUGCCGAACCACCAAUCGCACCAUCACCAUCAUCACUCGCAUCAUCCCAUUCAUCAUAACAGUCCCGUUGACGAAGACGACAUGCUAGAUGAUUCUCCAGUUCCAACUGUUAACGUAAAUCAUCUAAGCAAUCACAUCUAGCUUGUGAAUAGAGACAACUAAUUUAAUUAAACAAACUGGACCACAGCAUUAAAACAACAGUAUUUUUUAAUACAGUAGCUUUGCUCGGACAAGAUAAGACAUCACUACAAGAUCGUUCUAGCCCAUAGAGUAUAUCGACGCGGCUGUCAUAUGAUCCCGCCUUUCUUAUCACUCACAACCUAUCAUAUUAUCACUGGUAUCUGAUUCACAGAGUGCACAAUGCAGAAAGUGAGAAGAUGAUAAUAUUUACAAGCAUAUCUAUAUGAAGAGUUGCUUUAUAGUUACAUUAUAAAGAAAAUAUAACUACAAAGUGUCAAGGAUUUAGCUAUAGCAUUAGAUUGCAAUUAUUUUGUUCUAAAAGGAAUAAACGACCCGUCUCUGUGAUGGUUCUAAAACAUGAUGUUCUAUACGAAGGCACAGAAUGUUGAUAAGAUGAAUUAUUCCAAAAAAUAGAAUGAUUAAUUCAAAACUGUUCAAAAUUUUCGUCGCGGCUACGCCAUUAUAUAUAAUUUGCUACUAAUGUGAUUUGUGCAAAUUAUCUAUAUGACCUGCAGAUUAACUAGGUCUAUCCAUAUAAAUAUAGUUUUCAUUUCUCGCAUUACCUAGUUAAUCUGCAGAUUACCUACUGCACAAUCAUUGAAUCGAAAAUAAUAUAUUUCCUACGGAAACAGCAAUGCUUUUGUUCACCUUAUAUUUUUUCAAAUAAAGAGGAAAAUAAACUAGUUACUUACGUAUAUUGAUCAAAAUUGUAUAUAAAUUCUUACCGGAAGUUGCUGAAACAAAUUAAUAUUUUCUACUAACUAAUUUUCAUGUAAUAAAUAGCAAAUUGUAAGUAAAGACCUUAAGUAUGAUUAACACUUUCAGUCGAUGCAUCUAAUGAGAUCGUAGAAACAUAAGAUCAAGUCUACUUAUAAGCUAAGUCUACUAAGGUCAGAUCUAACUAUUAAUCUUAAAAUUUGCUGUCUAAUUGAGUUGGUUGGUUGAUUGAAGUUUAAUGGUGCAGGAGCCUUUUUUGGCUAAACUGCGCCAAUCAAAACUGCAAUCAAUGUAAUCCAGAUAAUGGUUCAGAACAGUGCAAAUAUAUACAUAUUUAAAAUUUUUCAAGUGCAAAAAACAGAAGACUGGCGUUUAGUCAAUUACCUCGUUUUUCUUUUUUCCCCUUUUCUACCCUUUUUAAUUCAUUUCACUUAAUUUUUUUUAAGCCCCAACAAGAAAGAAAUGUUUCCUUUGCUUCAUAUCGCAUGAAUUUUCUUUAUGAAUUUGUAGUAAAUUAUUUAUUAAAACAAAAUUAUUCUUAGAAGAUAAUAAAUAUAUCUUAAGGUGCUGGAGUUGGUAAAAUAUAUUCGCACAAUGGUUUUGUCGACAUCUUUUUUAUUAUUAUUAUUUUCAGAGGAAAUAUUCAAAGUUCUAUUACUUAUCCUAACUAACUAUCCUUCUAUUAUUAUCCUAACAACGGCAUUUACUAAAUUAUUCACAAGUAUUAUAUUGCUUCUCUUUUUUCCUUAUGUGUAUUUAUAUAAAUAAUUCCAUGUUUCGCACACAUUUGUGAAUUUUUUACCUUUUUUUCAAAUAAUUGACCGAUUCUUGAACUUUAUUAACAUAUAAAAAUAUUGAUAUUCAUUUCAGCUAAUUAAAAUAUACCUAUAUGAUUAAAAUUCUUCUAAAAUGCUAAACUAUGGCUCAAAUUUUUAUCUAUAGGGUGAUAAUUUAAACUUCCCUUAUAAACAGCAUCAUAUAACGCAAACGGGUAAAAGAAUUGCAACAAAAUUUAGUAGAUAGACUAUACACGAAAUGCGCUCACGAAAUUUUGAAAAGGAAGAAAGAAAAAAAAAGUUCCAAAAUGUGUACCAGAGGGCGUCUUUUCCGGUAAAACAGUAAUCUUACCACAAUUAAAAAACGGAAUACUGAAACAAUAUCAACAUUUAUUGGCUAGUUUCCGAUCACCUUGUCAUCGAACCAUGUUAAGUAAAUGUAACGAAAAAACAGUACGCUGUUUGAGAGAGAGAGAAAAGAAAACAGCUCAAUUAGCAGAAGCAAGAACAGAUUAGGACGAAAUUGCACAAGAGUAGAAGUUGUUGAUCGUGUCAAGUCGCUGGACAGUGUGUUCAACAGAAGAUCGUAGCUAAUCAGUUGUGAUGCUUCGCACAUGAAGCGUUAUGGAGGCAAGUCAUUCAACGUCGCAACAAGAUAUCGUCAUCAUUAUAGCCGGAAAAAACGACAUAAAAUAUGACAACGACUGCAAACGUUUCUUACCCUAACAUGUUUUGCAUACAGCAAAUUUCGACAUUUUUUUUCCUAGAACUGGCUGCUUUUCCCGGUUUUAAAUUUUCUUAUUCACAAUUCUUGUUCUGGAUUGUUAGUACUGUUUCUGCAUUUCGUUUUGGUCGUUAAUUAUGUUAAAAUUAAAGUUUUUCCGGAAAAUUCGCCUUCUGGUAGAAAUUUUGGAACUUUUUUUUUUCUUUCAAUAUUCUAUGUGUUGAGAUUUGCAGAAACAAACUGUUUCCCUUUCUCCUAAUAAAGCUUUUAAAAGUAAAAAUAAUCAGACAUCUAAAUUGAGAGCAAUUUAUUUUGACUCAGAUUUUUACAUGUUGCCACUUUCAAAAAGUGAAAGUACUACAAGAAAGUAAGACAAUGUUUCGUUCCUAGUUUUACCAGUGCAGUCUCUUUUAACACUAUGAGCGCAUUUCGUGUAUAAUUUAUACACCAAAUUUUGUUGCAACCCGCUCAUCCAUUUGCGUUGUAAAAUGCUGUUUAUAGGUUUGGUUUGGUUUUUUGGCACAAGGGACAUAGAUUUGGCCAUGCUGCGCCAGACUACGUAAAAUUCUUUCCAGUUAAAAUUUCAAAUUCCUUAUGCUGUUUAUAGAGGAAGUUUAAUUACAACCACCCUAUACUUUAAGGCACUUUUUUAUGUUUAUGUAAUUCUUUUGCAGCAAUGCUUGUGUCACUAGUCACUGAAGCAUGAAUAUUAUUUAUAGAAAGGAAAAUCAUUUGGCGUUAUUCUGCAAAAUUCCCACAGAAAAAAAAAAUGGUAAAUAAACUUCGAUAGGUAAUUAAACGAUUCGAUUGGUAAUUAAACUUCUGGCUACAGAAAGUUUUCAUGCUCUAAUUUUUAUAAUCCGAUUUUUUAGUUAAAACUAAGAAAAAUAAUUUGGAAUGAAAUCCACUGCUUUCAUUUCUUUUAGAAAAUAUAUAUAAUAUUUGAGAACAAAUGAUUCUAAAUAAUUCUAAAUUUGGAGCAACAAGCAUACAAAAAUCAA